GAAGGGCACAUUUAUAUCGAAGUCCAUGGACGGCAUCUUGUCUCUUAUAUAAUUUAUUUCAGUCUUGUAUUUUUUAUUUCACUUGAAAUCAUGAAAGCUAAAAAGAUGAAGAAAGAGAGCAACCUAGCAAAACUGGUGAAAUCUCCGGUUCGUUUUUUGAUCAUGGCACGUGAUGCCUACAUACGUAGCAUGACAUCAUGCUCCGCCGGUUAUAUUCGUGGUGGUGGUGGCUCCGGCGGUUUCGGUUUGCCGGCUGGUAAUUUCCAAAUCUGCGAAGAACCAAGCACCACUCUCCCUCGUAGCUUCACACUCAAUUCGUCCACGACGACGGCAGCGACACGUGAACGCUGCCGGUUUGUCUCGGACUACUCACGUGGUGGUGGAGAAAUCACGGUGGCGACUGGAGGACCGUUGGACCUCCGAAGAAACUAUAGCUGCAUAGUGAUGGGAAGGAUCGAUGAAGAGCAGGCUUGUGAUAAGUUCGAAGAAGAGGAUUUGCUAUUUGACAAAUUCAAGAAACGAAAAACAGAUAGAGUUUUUACUAUACGUCCAAGAUAAAAGAAAAAAAAAGUAAAGACCCUUUGAAUUUUUCGUUUUGUUUUCCUCUUUCUCGUUGAUUUUUAAAGGGAUUGAUUUUGUUUUCAUUGUUAAGUUGUUGUGCUUACAGGUUUCUUGUUAGUAUAUAAAUUUCAAUACAUGUAGGAACCUUCUCUCCUAA
Brassica napus (rape) is the source of this 718-nucleotide messenger RNA. RefSeq lists its product as uncharacterized. The transcript has a single exon. The coding region runs from base 91 to 558 and encodes 155 amino acids. Lineage: Eukaryota; Viridiplantae; Streptophyta; Magnoliopsida; Brassicales; Brassicaceae. The record is from RefSeq and is a predicted model, not a curated record.